Molecule: messenger RNA, 2428 nt
Organism: Ceutorhynchus assimilis (cabbage seed weevil)
Lineage: Eukaryota; Metazoa; Arthropoda; Insecta; Coleoptera; Curculionidae
Source: the annotation of a GenBank genome assembly
CAAGUCCGCACACAGAGCGGCUUGAAUAUUUGCGAUAUUCUUCAUUCUUUGAGUUAUUCUCGCUCGUUAUCCAUUCAUUCUUCGUCCGCGACGUGACCGACACGAUUACCUUGUUGUUUGUUUUUUUUUUUUUAAAUAAUUCAAAAGAUUUUGUCAUUGAAAAAAACCUUCUUUAUAUAACAAUUAAUAAUUUAUAAAAAAAAAAAUACAUUUUGUUAACCCAAAUGCUUAUUCAAUAACUGCUACUAUAGUCAGUGAACUAGAUUUUGAGCGCAUACUUUCUUCGGAUGAAUUUUAAUUAUUAUUAACAAGUGAUGAUUAGUGAUUUGUGAUUUACAGUGUGACUUAUUUUGGAUAUAAUUGAAGGAAAGAUAAUUUGUGAUGAGUGCCACCUUGAAUCAAACCAAGGCAAUCAAACGCCUGGAGGCUCUAUUUCAAGAUGUAAAAAUCGACAAUAAUCAACACCAAGAAGUCCAUGUGGAGGUGGAGACAAAACACAGCGCCAAAUGUGAUGUCCAUAAGAAAAACAACAACAAUAAUAGGAGGGGAUCAUUGGGAAGUACUUUGCAUUUAACAAACAGAAGAGAUUCUUUGGGAAAUGUUGUCAGUCAAAAACGCGACUGGCACAAUUCGGGUUAUUUUGGAAAUGUGGGUCCUCGUAGGGAAUCGAUGCCGGCUCUUAAUAACCAAAGUCAUUAUACCACUGGUGGAUUUUACAGGCGAAGAGAUUCUUUGGCGAUCCCACUAAAUCCGCCCAAAAAAGAGCUGGAACAUCCCAGCCAGUUUUCUUCAACACUCAGAAACAAUAAUAAUAAAAGGAAUUCAUUUGGUGGUUCAACUUCUAGUUUAAACGGCAAGAAUUAUUUGCAAGUGCCAGGUUUAAACAUGCGUAGGAAUUCCAGAAAUUUUUCCACAGAUUCAUUGGAUUGUAGAAGGAAUUCUUGGGAUCCUGGCAGGCGAGGAUCUUCUGGAUCUUCUUGCGGUUUUGAAGAGCCUAUUUGGGAAGAUCAAAAGCCUUCUCCUAGAACAAGUUCGGAUGGUGAUGGAAAUGACUCAAAUGGGGCCCCAAAACCUAAAUUCGUGGCGGUCACAAAUCUGGAAGACGUGCAGGCCGUUAGGUGUGCAGAAUUCCAUCCUAAUGGUCAGCUUUAUGCUGUGGGAUCCAACUCCAAGACGCUCAGGAUAUGCGCUUACCCGAAACUCAAUGACCUCAGGGAAGACCACCAAACUUACCAACCAAUGGUCCUUUUCAAACGCACAAAACACCACAAAGGCUCUAUAUAUUGCCUGGCAUGGUCACCCGUAGGCGAUCUAAUGGCAACUGGAUCAAACGACAAGACUGUGAAACUUAUGAAGUUCAACUCUGAUACGUCGAAUUUGGAAGGAGAAGAGAUUGAGUUGUCAAUGCACGACGGUACAGUAAGGGACAUUUGCUUUCUCGAAGACACAACAAACAAGUCCAGUUUAUUAAUCAGCGGAGGAGCAGGAGAUUGUAAAAUUUACGUCACAGAUUGCGCCACUGGAACACCAUUCCAAGCUUUGAGCGGACACACCGGACAUAUUUUGUCUUUGUACACUUGGGGAGGUGCAAUGUUCGUGAGUGGUUCCCACGACAAAACGGUCCGCUUUUGGGACUUGCGCACUCGCGGUUGCGUCAAUAUGGUCACCCCUGUAACCCAACCAGGUACCCGACAAGGUUCCCCUGUUGCCAGCUUGUGCGUAGACCCUAGCGGCAGGCUAUUGGUGUCCGGCCACGAAGACUCCUCUUGCGUCCUGUAUGAUAUUAGAGGAGGUAGAAACGUACAAUGUUUCAAGCCUCAUUCGGCUGAUAUUAGAAGUAUCAGAUUUUCGCCUUCGGCGUUCUAUUUACUCAGUGGUGGUUAUGAUAAUAAAUUGGUUCUGACUGAUUUGCAAGGAGAUCUGACUCUUCCUUUGCCCAGUGUGGUAGUGGCUCAGCACUCUGACAAAGUGAUCUCGGGCCGUUGGCAUCCUUCGGAGUUUUCGUUUUUGUCUACGUCUGCUGAUAAGACGGCCACCUUGUGGGCUUUACCUCCAAUAUAAAUUGCUUUUUUUUUUUAAGUCUGAACUAACCAAUUAAUUCGCAUCUGUUAUUUGUUGUUUUUGUCGCUGCACAGAUUUAGAGCAAAUCGAAGAAUAAUGUGAUGCUAUAUUAGGUGACCAUACAAUUUAUUUAUUAACAAUUUAUUAAUGUAUGGCGCAAGGAUUGUCAAGCUUCACACUUUGUUAUUGUUGUACCACUUCUAAUAUUUAUUUUGUUUGAUUGACAAAAGUAAAAUUGUACAUAGUUUUUGACACCAUAAAUAUUAUUUUCAUCUACUUAUUGUGUAUAAAUUCGAAAAAACUGUUUAUUUUAACGUUGGCUAAUUACAGUUUCUUUAACGUUUACUGGUAGACAUUGAUUAUUUAU